Messenger RNA from Monodelphis domestica (gray short-tailed opossum), 12879 nucleotides. It is a transcript of the gene ERBB4, whose product is annotated as erb-b2 receptor tyrosine kinase 4. Gene Ontology annotation, molecular function: ATP binding; epidermal growth factor receptor binding; transmembrane receptor protein tyrosine kinase activity. Gene Ontology annotation, cellular component: signaling receptor complex; basal plasma membrane; plasma membrane. Lineage: Eukaryota; Metazoa; Chordata; Mammalia; Didelphimorphia; Didelphidae. Gene Ontology annotation, biological process: neurogenesis; cell surface receptor protein tyrosine kinase signaling pathway; multicellular organism development. The record is from RefSeq and is a predicted model, not a curated record.
GGCGGGGUUUAAGCCACAGAGCUGUGCCUGCCUCUCAGUCCCUGGUUCCGUGGAGGGUUUUUCUUUCUCGCAAGAACACCCCCCCUCCACCCGACUUGCUCCCGCCCCCUCGCCCCAAUCCAGCUCCCAUUUUUUUUUUUUAAGUCUUGUUAAUUUCUCAAUGCUGCUGUUGCUGUUGCGGCCGCUGCCGCUGCCGCUGCCAGAGAAGGGGGAGCGCUGGAAUUGACGCUCGGAGGCUUUAACUCCCGCAGCCCCUGAACAAGUCUAAGGAGCCCCGAGUGGGGGCUGAGGAGAGGAGAGCAGGAUCCGUGGGAGAAGUCAGAGGCUCGCCUCCAGCCUCCCGCGACUCACACGGGAGGUGCAGAGAGCACAAAAAGAGGAGAAAGCAGCGCUGCUGGAGAGCGAAAGCAAGAAAUCUACCACCUUCACUAGAGCAACUUUUUUUUCCUCUUUUUUAUUUGUUGACCAACCAGAAAGAGCGGGUGCGAGACAGAGGACGAUCACUGGGGGGAAUCUACCUACAGUUGAACCUCAACUGGGACCAGGAGCAGCACUGACACACACACGCGCACCCCCAUUCACCCCCAUUUCUGGAAUAGCCGGCGCGCACAUAUACACACACAAAUACACUGAGCACCUCUCUUUUUUCUCCUCCUGAUACCCACUCGCGCCCAUCCACAUCCAGCUGAGGGAUACAAUAAGGGGAUAUGCCAUUUGGACAUGUAAUUGUCGGCAAAGGAUUUGAGACUUCCAAAAAAUGAAGCUGGCUUCAAGACUGUGGGUCUGUGUGAGCCUUCUCCUGGUAGCCUGGACCCUCCAGCCCGGCGCUUCUCAGUCAGUGUGUGCUGGAACAGAGAACAAACUGAGCUCACUUUCUGACUUGGAACAGCAAUACCGUGCCUUGCGUAAAUACUAUGAAAACUGUGAGGUAGUCAUGGGCAACCUGGAGAUAACCAGCAUUGAGCACAACCGUGAUCUCUCCUUCUUGCGGUCUAUUCGAGAGGUCACUGGGUAUGUCUUAGUGGCUCUUAAUCAGUUUCGUUACCUGCCUCUGGAGAAUUUGCGUAUCAUACGUGGGACAAAACUUUAUGAAGACCGAUAUGCACUGGCAAUAUUUUUAAACUACAGAAAAGAUGGGAAUUUUGGACUCCAAGAACUUGGUCUGAAGAACUUAACUGAAAUCUUAAAUGGAGGAGUAUACGUUGACCAGAAUAAAUUCCUGUGUUAUGCAGACACCAUUCAUUGGCAAGAUAUUGUUCGCAAUCCAUGGCCUUCUAAUUUUACACUGGUUUCAACCAAUGGUAGUUCAGGAUGUGGGAGGUGCCACAAGUCUUGCACUGGCAGAUGUUGGGGACCCACAGAGCAUCACUGCCAGAGCCUGACCAAGACAGUCUGUGCUGAACAAUGUGAUGGCAGGUGCUAUGGCCCGUAUGUGAGUGACUGCUGCCACCGAGAAUGUGCUGGAGGAUGCUCAGGACCCAAAGAUACAGACUGCUUUGCCUGCAUGAAUUUCAAUGACAGUGGGGCAUGUGUCACCCAGUGCCCCCAAACAUUUGUCUACAAUCCAACCACUUUUCAACUAGAGCACAAUUUCAAUGCAAAGUAUACCUAUGGAGCCUUCUGUGUCAAGAAAUGCCCACAUAACUUUGUGGUAGAUUCCAGUUCUUGUGUGCGGGCUUGUCCUAGCUCCAAAAUGGAGGUUGAAGAAAAUGGAAUUAAAAUGUGUAAACCUUGUACCGACAUUUGUCCAAAAGCAUGUGAUGGCAUUGGCACAGGAACUCUGAUGUCUGCUCAGACUGUGGAUUCCAGCAACAUUGACAAGUUCAUAAAUUGUACCAAGAUCAAUGGGAAUUUGAUCUUCCUUGUCACUGGUAUUCAUGGGGAUCCUUACAAUGCAAUUGAGGCCAUGGAUCCUGAGAAACUGAACAUCUUCCGGACAGUCAGAGAGAUAACAGGUUUCUUGAACAUACAGUCUUGGCCCCCAAACAUGACAGAUUUCAGUGUCUUUUCUAACCUGGUCACCAUUGGUGGAAGAGUACUGUAUAGUGGCCUCUCAUUGCUUAUCCUUAAGCAACAAGGCAUCACCUCUUUGCAAUUCCAGUCCUUGAAGGAAAUCAGUGCAGGAAACAUCUAUAUAACUGACAACACCAACCUAUGUUAUUAUCAUACAGUUAAUUGGACUACCCUCUUCAGUACCCUCAACCAAAGAAUAGUGAUUCGUGACAACAGGAAGGCAGAAAACUGUACUGCAGAAGGAAUGGUGUGUAAUCUUCUGUGUUCAAGCGAUGGCUGCUGGGGGCCAGGCCCAGACCAAUGCUUAUCAUGUAAACGUUUCAGCAGGGGACGGACUUGCAUUGAGUCCUGUAAUCUCUACGAUGGUGAAUUUCGGGAGUUUGAGAAUGGAUCCAUCUGUGUAGAAUGUGACCCCCAAUGUGAGAAGAUGGAAGAUGGCAUCUUGACAUGCCAUGGACCGGGACCAGACAACUGCACUAAGUGCUCUCAUUUUAAGGAUGGCCCAAAUUGUGUGGAAAAAUGCCCUGAUGGUUUACAGGGGGCCAAUAGCUUUAUAUUUAAAUAUGCUGACCAGGACCAUGAGUGCCACCCCUGUCACCCAAACUGUACCCAAGGGUGUAGCGGUCCCUCUAGUCAUGACUGCAUUUACUACCCAUGGACGGGCCAUUCCACUUUACCACAACAUGCUAGAACUCCCCUGAUUGCUGCAGGAGUUAUUGGUGGACUCUUCAUCCUGGUGAUUGUGGGCCUGACAUUUGCUGUGUAUGUUCGACGCAAGAGCAUCAAAAAGAAGAGAGCAUUGAGAAGGUUUCUAGAGACAGAGUUGGUAGAACCCUUAACCCCAAGUGGCACAGCACCUAACCAGGCCCAACUGCGAAUCCUAAAAGAGACGGAGCUCAAAAGAGUGAAGGUGCUUGGAUCUGGAGCAUUUGGAACUGUGUAUAAGGGAAUUUGGGUACCUGAAGGAGAGACAGUAAAGAUACCUGUGGCCAUAAAGAUUCUCAAUGAGACAACUGGUCCGAAAGCAAAUGUUGAGUUCAUGGAUGAAGCUUUGAUCAUGGCAAGUAUGGAUCAUCCACACUUGGUACAAUUAUUGGGUGUCUGUCUGAGCCCAACCAUUCAGCUCGUUACUCAACUAAUGCCUCAUGGCUGCCUGUUGGAUUAUGUUCACGAACAUAAGGAUAACAUUGGCUCCCAACUCCUCUUAAACUGGUGUGUCCAGAUAGCAAAGGGAAUGAUGUACCUGGAAGAAAGACGCCUUGUCCAUAGAGAUCUGGCAGCUCGUAAUGUCUUGGUAAAGUCACCAAACCAUGUGAAGAUCACUGACUUUGGUUUAGCCAGACUCUUAGAAGGAGAUGAAAAGGAAUAUAAUGCUGAUGGAGGGAAGAUGCCAAUUAAAUGGAUGGCCCUGGAGUGCAUCCACUAUAGGAAAUUCACCCAUCAGAGUGAUGUUUGGAGCUAUGGGGUCACAAUUUGGGAACUAAUGACCUUUGGAGGAAAACCCUAUGAUGGAAUUCCAACAAGAGAAAUUCCAGAUUUAUUAGAGAAAGGGGAACGCCUGCCCCAGCCUCCUAUCUGCACCAUCGAUGUUUAUAUGGUUAUGGUCAAAUGUUGGAUGAUUGAUGCUGACAGCAGACCUAAAUUCAAAGAACUGGCUGCUGAAUUUUCUAGAAUGGCCCGUGACCCUCAACGAUACCUAGUCAUUCAGGGUGAUGAUCGUAUGAAGCUUCCUAGUCCAAAUGACAGCAAGUUCUUUCAGAAUCUCCUGGAUGAGGAGGACUUGGAAGAUAUGAUGGAUGCUGAGGAAUACUUAGUUCCUCAAGCCUUCAACAUUCCACCACCUAUCUAUACUUCCAGAGCAAGAAUUGACUCUAAUAGGAGUGAAUUUGGACACAGCCCUCCUCCUGCCUACACUCCCAUGUCAGGAAACCAAUUUGUGUAUAGAGACGGGGGCUUUGCCACAGAACAAGGAGUAUCUCUGCCAUACAGGGCUACCAGCUGCAUAAUCCCUGAAGCACCUGUUGUACAAGGGGCCACAGCAGAGAUUUUUGACGACACGUGUUGUAAUGGCACUCUGCGCAAACAAGUGGCACCUCUUGUCCAGGAAGACAGCAGCACCCAAAGGUAUAGUGCUGACCCGACAGUAUUUGUAGCUGAGCGGAGCCCAAGAGGUGAAAUGGAUGAAGAUGGCUACAUGACUCCAAUGCGUGACAAACCCAAACAAGAUUACCUGAACCCUGUUGAAGAGAAUCCUUUCGUUUCUCGGCGAAAGAACGGUGAUCUUCAAGCCCUGGAUAACCCUGAAUAUCAUAACGCCUCCAACGGGCCACCAAAGGCAGAGGAUGAGUACGUGAACGAGCCUCUGUACCUCAAUACCUUUGCCAACACCUUGGGAAACGCGGAGUACCUGAAGAAUAACGGACUGCCUGGGCCAGAGAAAGCCAAGAAAGCUUUUGACAACCCUGACUACUGGAACCACAGCCUUCCUCCUCGGAGCACCCUUCAACACCCAGACUACCUGCAGGAAUACAGCACAAAAUAUUUUUACAAACAGAAUGGACGGAUCCGGCCUAUUGUGGCAGAGAACCCCGAAUACCUCUCUGAGUUCUCCCUGAAGCCAGGCACUGUGCUGCCUCCCCCACCCUACAGACACCGAAACACAGUGGUGUAGGCUUUUAGCGUUCGUUCAGGGAGCGGAGAGAUACGCCCUCUCCAGUCGUCCGUCCUCCCUCCCCUCCCCCCUCCCAACCCUCCUCCCUCUCUUUCUCUUGUGGGCUUCCUCUACUUUCCAGGCCAGUCUUUUUGCGAUGUCCAAACAGAAGCUGUUAAGGAUGCACUGAGAGAAUGACAAGUUCUGUGCUAUUCAAGUUGGGGACUCAGAAUGAAGGAAAGAAAGAGAAAGACAGGAAGGACCACAGAGUUUUUUUUUGGUUUCUCCACCGGGGAGGUCAAGAGGACAGAACAGCCAGGGAAGGACCUGUAAAUGUCACUGGGCAGUAUUGCCUACUGUCAAAAUAGUUCUUGAUUUUUAAAACUCCGAUGCUAUAAAGUCACAUGGCGUCUGUUUCUAUCAGCAGGAACUGAUGAGCGCAUAUUCAGCAUUCCUGGAAAUCAUAAUGUAGUUUCCAUUAGGAAAAAGGACAAUUUUUUAUAUCACAUAUGAUAGUCUAAUAAUUGAGAUCGAGAAUCCAAUUUCUGUAACAAUUUCUACCCUGACAACUGAAAAUGGCUAACUCGGCUUUCAGAACUAUUUGAAUCUCCAUCAAAGUUAUAAGAAAUAAUUAUGUGAUUUCUUGUCUUUGGUCAAUCCCUUCAUUUGAGCCCUUCCCCAAAUGUUUGGCCUUUUUUCCCCCUCUAAUUGCAGAGAUUUUACAUUGACGCUUCAGCACACGUCAUUAACACAUUUAUGUGUUGAGAUCAUUUUAAAAAAUAGUUUAAAUAAGAAUUCCUCUUAGGACUGCAAAAUGGCAAAACCUCAAAUGUGCAACUUUUUUGAGGUUAAAAGGGAAGCCAACACAUAAGAUUUCUACAACUAAAACCUUUCAUGAUUUGUUCUAAAGAACAUGAACCCCACAUACAUGAAGUACAUUUCUCAGAACUUUCACUGUUCCCUCCAGGCCAUUAUUAAUAAUAGUUAAAAGGCAGUAGGCAACGUUGAGUCUAAGAGAAACCAAGAGACAGUUCCAUGUGGUUCAUGAAAACUGCUGAUAUAUUCAGGGGUGGCCCACUGAGUAAUCUUUUAAACUGGAAGGAAGACACUGGAUUGGGUGAACUCACAUACCAGGCAAAAUGCUCGGGAAUGUAGUUUGCACUUAAGCUAUAAUUUUGUUUGUUCUCAUUCUGAACUCUUCUGGAUUUUGAAAGAAGCAAUAUGAAAGUGACCAGCAAAUUCAAAAUAUUUAAAUAUGUUUUUUUAAAGAGUAAUGUUGACAAAAGACUGCAGAAAUGCCAAACCAAGUAAAUUACAACUUUUGAACAGUACCCAGGGAUGACGGGAGGGCCACACACAUUGUCUGCCGAUGGCAUCACAACAGUGUCAUGAAGAAAGGCCACCCGGUCCUCAGGCUCCAGAUGAAGGAAAACGACAUGAGCAAGACCUGAGCUGAAGUCCAUGAAGUAUCUAGCAUUAGGACUAUAGAUUUUUAAUUAGAUGAUAACUCUAGCACAUAAGGUGGUAUAGUAUGUAGAAGGUUAAAAAAAUACAGAUAUGCAUGGCUCAGAGGAAUUGGGAUUAAAAAAAGUAUAAAUUAUCAUGAUGAUAUUUUCUAGAUUCUGAUUUUAUUUUCUGACACACUGAUUUUUUCUAAACUUUUGCAUAAUGAGUUCAGUUACAUUUAACCAUGGCAAUAACUCUGAUUUGGAAAAUCUUCCCAUUGUACCUUUGUGAACUUUAUUACUAACUACAUGGGAGAUGGCAAUGGGCCUAGCAUCAGGAAUGAAUGGGAGCUUCAGAUGCACUAAAAAUGUUCUUCUUUUGGGGUGUGAGUAAAUAAAAAUAUUUCUACUUAAGAUGAACAGAAUUAGAAGUAAAUUGAGUUCUAAAACUUAUAUUUAAGCAAUUACAUUGAAAACUCUAGGUGAUCUUGUAGAGGGGGUUUGAGGAAACCCUAGAGUAAGGGCCACUUUUCUCUAGUUUUUAUGAAUAAAUUGCCUUAGAGUGGCCAUUGAGUUAUUUUAUUUGUACUUAUUUUGUUGGUUCUUAUCAUUCAGGGACUGUUAAAAGAGACUAAUUUUUUGUCCUCUCUAAUUUGGAGAGAGUUACCUUGUGAUUUCAUUCCCAGAGCAUGGGUAAUUAAGAUGAUGCUGUCAAUUAUAUUCAGUGCUACCAGUGCAUGGUGAACUGGGCUAGAGUAAUAUGGAAACACUACUAAACUGGCCUACCUGGACAGACAAACCCAAGCAGACUCUGAAUGUCUUAUAACUUUGUCACCAAGAAAUCACCUGUAUGAAUACUAUGAAUACUAGUAGUGUUCAGGGGACUUUAGCCAUAAACCCCAGAAGGACUACAGUCCAGGGUGGGAAGUCUUUCCAAGUCAUGAAAAAGAGAAAGAACAUUAAGGAUGGAAUAUAAGUCCUUCUAGAAUAGCACCAGCAACCAGAAUAGCUUCUUGGAGAAAAGAGGUAGAAUGAGGGAAUCUUCAAUAAUUCAGGGUUUAGUAGGGUCGUAUUAUUAAGUGUCAGCCCAUUCAUUCUUUGAAUGGAUCUCUUUUUAAUAAGAGAGUCUUCAUUCUAUGGGUUCUAGUAUCCUUUUAAAAAAUUCAUUGUAGUAGUCAGUAGUCAGAAAUACCAAAAUUUUCUUUAGGUUGUUGUGUUGUAUUUACAUAAUAUUAGCAUAAUAGUACUUCUGUAUCAUGAAAAAUUGUGAAGAAAGUGGUUAUUUUGUGGGCAGUCAAUGAGAGUUCUAUUGAGGUGUUAGGUAAGUGUUUGCUGGAUAAUACAGAGUAUCUCAAUCCCACUGCACCGUUAUAAAAGAUCUGACCCUCAUGGCUCAGAGAAAGCUUCAAGUAAAAGAUGGAUAAAUAGCAUAAACUGUGUAAUCCAAAUUGAACCAAAAAAUCUCCCUGAUUAUUCACUUUUAAUUAUCUCUGCAAUAUUCAUGAUGUCUACUAAGAAAUGGAUCUGGAUGUAAUGUGCUAGGAAUAUAGUGAAAAUGUUUCAUUGAUUUCAAAGAUGAUGGCUUUUGGCUAUUAGAGUCAGACCAAAAAUAAAUAAAUGAAUGAAUGAAAUGGAGAAGGGAAGUUGAAAUCUACGUUGUUCUCCUGGGGAUUCCAUUCCAAAGGAUGGUUUUGCUAAUGGGAACUUUCAGAUUCACUUAUGUAAAUGUGUGAUAUCUGAAAGUAAAUUCCAUGUGAGUGAACUUUUGAAAUCUACAAACCUUGUUUGUAGAUAAACCUACCUUGGGAAAUUACAUUUCCAGAGAUGAAAAGCUUUGAAGAUAAGUAGUUAUUAACAUGGUUAAGUAGCUCUUAGAUGGAGAGAUAUAGAAAAGUUCACUGCCCUUAAACUGGGUGAGGCCCCAAUGCCUGGAGAAACAUCUCAAAAGGGUGGUGCCUGCCCAAGUGUGUGUUUUCCCCACAAAGACAUUUCUUUCCAUUCCUGCAGUUUCACAGGGCAUAAACAGGAGUUGGGGUUAUGUGUGGGUUCUGAAGUUUAGCCUUUUUUUUUCUAGUCAGCUUCUUUAAAAGAGUUAAUACUGUUGAAUGGAAACUAGACCUAGUAAAAAUGAAAGUUAAAGUUGGUUUGUUUCUUUCAAUAUAAAAGCCUAAAAGGUAAAAGGACUCAAAAUAGGCCAUUUCACAGUUAGAUUGCAAAGCAAAACAGAAGUUGGCACCACUAUGUUUUUAUAUAUCUUAAGGAAACACAGUGAGAGAGAUGGAUGAGUACCUGAUUAUUGGUGGAGUAAGCCCAGGAAAAGGACCUGAGGGUCCUGCUGCUAAAUGAAACUGGAUCAUCUGUCUGCUUUCUAGAAUGUCAGGAGUGAACAAAACUCCUCCCCCCAAAACCUGAGGAAAAGAUGCAAAUGUUUGUUCUAGAGCAAUCUAAUUCUUCUUUCAAAACGUGAAUAUUUAGUCACUUGUAAUUGUUCCACAGCAGGCUAGUUUACUCACUCACAAUGAACUGGAAAUAUCAUGAAAGUCUAUGAUCAGUCCUGUCCUGGCACUGGAAAUAGAAUUUUUCCCAAGUACUCAAUAAGCAAACCAAACCAAACUAAAUGACUAACCACAGAACAGCUGGUGACAAAAUUAAGUGCAGAAGAACAAAUUUAGAAUUGCUUAAACAUUAGCAAAUAAUUGCCAUCAGAAUAAGAAUACUAAGGCUACUGACUGGAUAGAGCAUCAAAAGCCUUUUAAAGAACUGAAUCCAUUGAAGAUCAUUUGUUUACAGGGAGGUUUUUUUGUACUUUUUUAUAUUGGCAACCUAAAAGAUAGCUUCAAAACACUGAAAAAAAUAUUUUACUAUUUUUGUUUUUAAACUUCCCUUUGGACCUUUCUCCAUCUUUUUAAUAUAAUAUCAUAUACAGCCAGUUAGGGGGUUAGGGAAGAGAAUGCUUUACCAUCUCAAGCAAAACUAACCUUUGAUUACAAACCAAAAGUUAGUUACCAUAAAAAGUCUCUCUCAUCUGGCAUGUUGGGGGAUGGAGAUAGUAUCUGUGUAUGAGGAGGGGGGGAGUGUCUGUUGUUUUAAACAAAAUUUCACUUCCCCAUGCUAGUUCUUUCUCUUAGGAAAUAAUGAAAUAUCAACAUAUGUAUAUAUGCAUAUAUAUAUAUAUAUAUAAUUCAAAAGAGUUCAAUGGCACUCUUUCCUCAAAAAUAAAAGAAACAAAACAGUGAAAUAAUCAUAGAACACCCUCUGUAUUUCACUUGGCUUGGACACCAAAUGCUACAUUAAUAAUUCAUGGUUAAUAUUAUCAGAAAUAUUUGUUUCUUCAGCUUUCUGAAAGGGAAAGUUCCAGACAAAGCCUCUUUGGGUGUGCAUGGGCACUGAUGUUGGAAGGACAAUCCAGAACCCAUGCAAGAUCACAUGAGCAGGAUAGUGAGCCACCAGUUGUUCAGGCAGAAAUGACACUGAACCAACGAUGAUUAGAUGAAAGCAAAAUUUUAUGAAGAUGAAUUGCAAAGAAAUCAAGUCCUUAAUAUGGCUAAUAUUGAAAUGCUCUUUUCUAUCAGAUUGAGAAUAAAUACAAGUAGUUCAGCCCCAUAGAUACCUCAGUAAGCCCACUCUCCUCUAUAAUAGCAAACCUGAUGUCUGCUUUGUACUCUCUCAGGCCAGAAGCCCAUCUGUUUCUAUAAGAAUUUAUCUGUUAACACUGCCGGCUGCUCUAUGUCUUUUAAUUAAAAGAAAAUAUUUCAUAAAACUGCAGAAGUUGCAGACAGCCUCCUUUAUUUUUAUAGAGCAGUGAUUAAAAAUAGGACAUCUUCCUCCUACAUACGUGCAAACCUGCUGCACCUUGUCCCUGGCCAAUAGUAAUACUUUGGGUGGAACAAAAUUUUCCCCAAAUCACAAACUGAAAAAGACUCCAAGCCUCUAUUUUAUAGGGAAGGGCAAUCUUACCUCCACAGACUUUCUCUAGAAUUCACUUUUUGCUAAAAUUAACUUGACAAGCAAAUGAUCAACUUACUAAAAAUCACAGAAAUUAUUUCUACCAUAGAAUCAUUUGUUCUCCAGAUUUAAAGCUCCUUUUUCAUUAAAAACAAAAACAAACAAAAAAAUCUUCACCUUUUCCUGAUAGCCAGAGUUGGUAAAACUCAUGUAUAUUUUUAUUCUCACAGGCCCUUUCUUUAUACCAUUUUAUAACUCAGAGCAAAACAGCAACCCCAGUUUCCUUUCCUUCUGAAACCUCUGCCCAUAUUCUGCCCACUUUCUCACCAACCUACUUUUGAAUUCCUUUCUCGUCACCAUCCUUGAGCCCUGAUGAUUGAUCCCUUAUAAGCCAUAGUGGACCCUUAAGGUCCUGUACCUCACUUUGUGAAAUAAUGAUCUAAGCUGUUCCCACAAACAGAAGAAUGAAUUGUGCACUAUGUAGCCAAGUGCUUUGGCCAUGGUUUGGGAGUUUUGUUAGUUGUUGGGGUUUUUUUUGUUGUUGUUGUUAUUGUUUUUGUUGUUGCUGUUGUUGGCUUGCUUUUAGCAUUUCACCAAGAAUUUCACAAAGUUACUCUGUGUAUCCACUCUAGUUAAGUUUCCCAAAAGGAUAGAUUCACAUACUGUGUCUUCGACAUAGCAAUGUUGGAUGAGAGGCUGGUCUGCAAUGAAUCUUGCAACCCUUACACAAGUGCACCCACAUAUCCAUACCACUUUGAGAUUUAGUUUUCCCAUUUAAAAAAAAGAUAAUUGGAAGUUGUUGGGUUUUCUCUUUUUAACCAACAAUUAGACAUCAUUUUAUCCAUCUUUCUUUUUCAGUUUUUUUUUCUUCCAGGCCUCAAAUUUUCCAAUAUAAUUAUAUUUGAUAUCUUUCAAAAUAGGGCCUAAUAAAAGAUGAGGGAUGCACAGCAUUGAAAAGCAUCUUUUAGUGCGUUUGCCAUCAUACUAUAUGAUCAAAAUUCAUGUUCUGUGAUAGAAUAUCAUUUUUUCCUUACCUUUGCUCCUUCAAGGUCAGUUUCUCUUUUAAUGCUCCAGUGAGCCUUAUCCCGAUAAUCCAAAGUGGUUCUUUUUCUACAAAGUCAUUCUAAAAAGGGUAACAAAAUGGGAAAACACACUUUCAUAUCUGGAAGCAACAGUCUAACAUGUCCAAAACCAUUUCGUCAUGACUCCCAUUUCCAUUUCGAAUGCACAAAUCUUUCUCCCUUACGUAAAAUUCAUUUUCUGGUUCCUAUGACAUACGCCCAGUUUUCAACUUUGAUUUGCAGUGUUUUCAAUGAAUAGGGUUUGCAUAUAGUCCUUUUUUCCUGAAGGGAGAUUCACUUGCCCUGUAUCUUUCUGACCUCUCAGGGGUUUGAAGAGGGGAGUGAGGAAACACUACCCAAACCAUAGCACUCUGAAGACUGACUAAUACCUUCGGGAUACCCACAGUACCCAACUGUGAACAUUAUUUUCUAAGUGUAGAUAUGUAAGCUGUUCUUUUAAAGUAAGGUACUAUGAAAUAUGUAGCAUAAACUGGUACUGCUGUUAAAUGGGUCGAUUAUUAAACUGAGCAGCUGUGUGUAGGCAGCUAACUUUGAAUAUGCACCCGCCAAAGGCUGGUGUGUCCACAUCUCCAUGCUGUGUCUACUAGUUGGCUAGUGUGUUUCUGCAUGUUGCAAUUACAUCUUUCAAACAUUUUGGUAGGAUUAGAUCCCUAUCCCUUACCUUGACUCCAAACAAAAGAGAAUGAUAUCAACCUGAAGGCCAAUCCAUAGCACAAGCAAAAUAUCAAGUUAGCCUUUUCUUCCUAAUAUCCAACCCAUCCUCUCCUCAAAGCCUUUAUACUGUGAUACAUUUAAGUAGUAAAGGCAACACAUUAUCUAGAAGGCAGAGGCUGAGGGUAUCCUAUCCAUGUGUAUUCAUUUUCAAAUGUUCUGAACUUGUCAACAUAAUAAACCCUCGCUCUUGUGAAGUAACUUCAAGGAACAGAGAUGUAGCAACAGCACCUUUUGGGUAAGAAAUCCAUAUUUCAUGUAAAGCCCUACAUUCAAAGUUAGCUGCCUUUUUUGGAAAUAAACAAAAAAAAAUCCUACUGUAUGUUACUUUGAAAAUGUGAAUAGUAUUUUUAUAGCUUGUUAAAGACAUGGCUAGUUGCAUUUGUAAAUAAGGAUAAUGUUGCUUUUAUUUCUUUUGUGGACAUCUUUAAUUGGAACAUAAUUGUCUUUAGAGUUGAUUUGUAUAUAAGUAAUUGGCUUGUGAUUUUUUUUUCUUUUUGGUUGGAAGGUAUCAUUUUGACAUUAUGUGUGAUUCCGUGUUUAGCACUAUUGUGAUGUGUUCAACUUCUGCAUUUGCUUACACAAUAGGGUAUGCCGAUUGUGUGUGGUGUAAUGUUAUUUUAACAAUUUUUUUCUAUUUCAGCUAUGAAGGAUUAUGCACUUAACACGUACUAACUUUUUAAUAUUAGGUAUCUAUUUUAGUAUAAUUUCCCCUUUUUCUUUUUUUCCCUAAAAAAAGGUUUCCCCUUUUCCUUAUUUUUCCCGUUGUUGUUUGAGAAUGAGGGAGAAACAAUAUCAUUAAUUUGUGUGAUUUAGGCUCUAUAUCAGUUCUUUCUCAAGUUCUGUCUUUUGGAUCUUGAGUAAGAGCUUUACUUGUUUAAGGCAAUUGUAGAAUGUGACCUGCUUUGCCUCAUUCCACUCUGAUCAUCCCAGCUGAACAAUUUGAAAACUGUUCUGCUUUUUUGUUACAUGAAUCUGUCAGAAAUAUAUUUUUAAUUUAAUAUAAAUGAAAUUCAAUAAAAUAUGAAACAAA